AUGAGGCAGAGACAAAUCGUUUACCUAUUUCUCGUUUUUGGCUUUGUUCGAAUAUUAUCAAAUCGAUUUGAAUACUUUUUAACAAGAAGAUAUUCCAAAUGCCAUAUGAGACGGCAAGUAAGUGGACGGCAUUUGGCCAUUACUCUCGGGGUUCCUUUUCUCAUAAGAUGCUUGUUCCGAACAAUCCAAUUGGAACCUAAUCUACCUGUUUACGUUUUGUGUUUAUUCCUAUCAACUUCUUUAUCAUUCUAUCCCUAUGCUAAGGACCUCAUCUUACUCGGCAAGUACAUGAUCACGGCUGUUCAACGGCGAAUCUAUGAUGAAAGCUAUCAGUUCUUAAUAGGGCUAGUUACUAUCUACUUGUAUUUUACUAUUCUAACGAUUGAAAUUCUUGACAUAUCUCUUGGACUGUUUUGUCCGCAGUUGCUUUUUGGAAUUCCGAUUCUCUUUCCCAAUUUCAAUUUUCCUCUUAUUUUGUUUCUUCUUCACAACUUCAUCAUCAAACAUCACAGGAAGAUGCCAUUGCUCAUCUAUGAAGUUUAUGAUGAGGACUGCUUUGUACUUCUUCAACGUAUGAGAUGUCUAAGCCUAAAGGAUUGCCCUGAAAUGUCGGUCGCCAGAAUUUUGGAUGCAAAACCCUCCGAGACAACGACAAUACAAAGACGUGAACUGAAUGGACGAAUUGUACAGAUACGAGAUUUGUAUGAAUUAGAAAAGAUAUUACCUUGUUCCAUAAGUAAGAAGAAGAAAAUGCGUGAACCUCUAUAUGCUUUUCGAUGA
This is a messenger RNA of Auanema sp. JU1783, 780 nucleotides long. Lineage: Eukaryota; Metazoa; Nematoda; Chromadorea; Rhabditida; Rhabditidae. The record is from the annotation of a GenBank genome assembly.